This is a messenger RNA of Xiphophorus hellerii (green swordtail), 2701 nucleotides long. It is a transcript of the gene zgpat, whose product is annotated as zinc finger, CCCH-type with G patch domain. Lineage: Eukaryota; Metazoa; Chordata; Actinopteri; Cyprinodontiformes; Poeciliidae. The transcript has 6 exons. Gene Ontology annotation, biological process: negative regulation of transcription by RNA polymerase II. Gene Ontology annotation, molecular function: DNA-binding transcription repressor activity, RNA polymerase II-specific; metal ion binding; RNA polymerase II cis-regulatory region sequence-specific DNA binding. The record is from RefSeq and is a predicted model, not a curated record. Gene Ontology annotation, cellular component: nucleus. The coding region runs from base 1 to 1566 and encodes 521 amino acids.
AUGGAUGAAGCGACCCUGGAGGCCGCCAUCGCCGCCUACGGCGCUCAGCUGCAGCAGGUGGAGACGGCCCUGUCUGCGGGCCUGGACCCCAGCCAGCAGCCGGACCUGCUGAAACUGAAGGAGGACCUCUGCCAGCUGAUAGAGCUCACAGAGGCCAGCCUGGUGUCCGUCAAAAAGAGCCGGCUGCUGGCCAGCUUGGAGGACAGUAACGAGCCGCAUGGGAACACCUGCGAGGUGGCGGCCGACACCAGCAGGGUCGACGAGAACCUGAGCGCAGAGUUUGCCGCUUUUUACUCGGAACUGGGAGAGUGUUCAGGCAGCGGCUCUGACUCCAGAGAGAAGGAUGAGGAAGGCAGAGAGGGAGAUGGAGAAGAGGAGGAAGACGAAGAGGGAGAGGAUGCGCUUAGCGGUACCAAGGUGAGAGCCCCCUACAGGACGUCCUGGGGGACGCUGGAGUACCACAACGCCAUGGUGGUCGGGGCAGAGCCGCCGGACGGAGAGGAGGCGCAGGUCCGAGUGCUUUUCGUCUACCCCACCCAGAAAUCCAUGAAACCAUGUCCCUUCUACCUGGAGGACAAAUGUCGGUUUCAGGAGAACUGCAGGUUUUCUCAUGGGGAGGUGGUUUACGUGUCCGAACUCCGGGAGUUCUUGGACUGUGACCUCAGUAACCUUGAAGAAGGUUCUGCCUGCUUGGCUCGACAUGUGGACGGCAUCUGGUACCCGGCCAGGAUAAAAGAAAUGGACAGUGGUUUCUUCACAGUAAAGUUCGACUCACUGCUGAUGAAAGAUGCCGUUGUCGAGGCCGACGGGGUCAUCCCGCCCCUCAGAGAAGACGACCCGCUCUCCUCUGACCCUGAUUCAGACGAUGCUGGAGAUGCAGAUGCAGUGGGAUAUGCAAAAGUUCUCGACUCUGCCACAGAAUCGUCUGAAGCAGUGAGCAGUGCUAACUUCGGGGGCUGGGAGGCUCAUACCAGAGGCAUUGGAUCCAAACUAAUGCUCAAAAUGGGCUACAAGUUUGGAAAAGGCCUAGGGAAGCUGCAGGAGGGUCGGGUGGAGCCGGUGAUGGCCGUGGUCCUGCCCAAGGGAAAGUCUCUGGAUGAGUGUGCCGAGCUGACACAGAGGCGUACCCACAGCAGGGCUGCUCAGGAUGGUGCCCACACCAGCCGGCCAAAGCGCCGCAGAAAGCCGAAAGUCUCCACCGGAGGGCGCCGUACCGUCUUUGAUUUUUUAAACCACAAGCUGGGAGAUAAGAGCUCAGAUCCUGCUGCUGCUGGGGCGGCGGGAGCGACCGGGGUGGAGGCUUACAGGGCCGGGAAAAGCACCAAAAGGAGCCUGAAUGUGAAGCUCUUCCAGGCCGCAGAGAGGGUGGCUCAGACUGAGAGGGAGAUCCAGAAACUGAGUGAGUCUCUUGGCAGACAGACGGGCAGGGAUUCAUCCAGAGUGAAGCAGCUGGAAGAGAAGCUGUCAGCGGCCCGCUGCCUGCUGGCCCAGCAGAAAGCACACGAGCUGUCCAUCCAGAGGGAUCACAAGAAGGCAGACACACACAAGAAGAUGACAGAGUUCUAACUACACAGACAGAGGGAGGCGCUGCUGGCCUCUAAUUAACUCAUAUUCACUGCUUAUUGUCACUUCUCUGCCUUGUUUCUUUUUCUUUUUUCUUGUUUUUUACAGGAUUCCUUCUGGAUGAUUUGCUACCAGCAUCAUGGCUUUUGGCUGGCAGCGUAUUUCUUUUUUUAGUUGUUGUUUAUUGUGGAUGGUUUAUGGAAAUUUAACAAUGUUGUUAAAAAUAAAUUUUUAGUUGUCAUGAACGACCUGUUUUGUAUUUUUGGUUCUGAUACCACAGCUGAACAUUUGCCCCACAUUUUGUGACAUCACAACAACAAAGUUCAUAAAAUAGUGUUUAAUUCUGGAAAGAAAAAAAUACUUGGGUUUAAAAACUUCAGUAAUUGUGGUAUGCAAAUGUAUUCAGCAUCCUCACAGCAUGAUGCUGCCACUGUUAUGUUUUAACAUAAAAAUUGUGCAUCUAGGUUCAGGGUCUGCAACCUUUACAACCCAUCGAGACGUUUUUACCCUCAGUUUAGUUACAAAAACAUUUAAGAACCACAUGCGCUUUAGAAAAAAAGCAAAUAAUUUCUGAUAAAUGUCUAUAAUAGGAAAUGUGUUUAUUUAUAUAUUUAAAUAACCACUUAAACUUUUACAAAAAGAAGAUAGUGGGAACUGAUAUAAAAAACAUAGUUUUCAACAUAAUGACAAAAAAAAAAUCAAAACAAGUAUUAAUAGCAUUCUGUUGUAUAAAUUCAGUAUAAUUACUGUAUUUCAUAGAAAAGAUAAAAACAGAUCAAAUCUGCCGUUAGAUCUAAAGUGAAGGAGCUUCUGAAAGAGACAGACCCGAUUUCAAGGCGUCAAAUUUCUUUAUAUCCAACGUUUUUAUUACUCUUGUGCUAUAAAAUGACACCAAGUUCCUGGAAAAUACAUGUUCCCGCCCCUUUAAGGUAAUGGCUGCUGUUUUUGUGCUAUCAGAGAAAAAGGAGAUGAAAACUUUAACAUAUUUCUUUUAGCAUUCCUUUCACUUCACAGUGUACUACUUUGUGUCUAAUUGAACCCCUAAACAAUACAUUAAAAUAUUCAGUUAGAACAGGAAAAAGUAUUGGGUUCUUGAAGGUGAAUGUUUUUGAAACAUACUAAUAAACAUUCAUCUGUA